CCGGGUCCGGGACCUUCUCUUUGAGACACAGCGCAGACCAACUGAUGCAGGGAUUGAGUCACAUGAGCGUCGCUCAGCAGUAGUUGAUGUCCUUUAUACACAGGACAUGUGUGUGUAGGAACGCCAAGGAUCUGUCGCAUCUGCAUCCUUCUGACAGCAAGCAUCCCACCACGUCUGAGAAUCCUAGUGGCUGCGUGAACCAAGGCCCAUCCGGAGAACCUACUUCGAAGGUUCAGGCUGUCCCUCCUGAUGUGGAGGAAACUUCUGAUCCUCAAUCAGCUGAUGCUGAUAUUUGCAAUGCCCGUGAAGCUGCGGAACUGGUGGUUGCAAAGGUUCUCGACGCUCCUUCUGACGUGGAGGAAGGUCCUGGUUCCCAAUCGGUGGAUGCUGAACUUCAGGAUGCCCGUGAGACUGCGGAACGCAUGAAACUACUCGGGAAACAUGUCACUUCUGUGGCGUCCGCCAACGAUGCCCUAGCAGGUCUCACUGCCGCAGAUGAUUGCACGUACCUUGUUCUUGGCUGGAUGUGGGAGCCGAAGCAUUUCGGAACGGUAACAGGUCACUCAUCACUUAAUUUCUGUCUGUAUGAAAUAUAGUCCACUCAAUCAUCAUGAUGAAAUUGCAUUCCAGCUGUCACUCCAUACCUCUCUGGUCAUUGUAUCAUAUUAUGCACACGCGACACGAAGAGUCUGUCUGUGAACUGUGUCUGCUCCCCAAAGGCUCC
Molecule: messenger RNA, 724 nt
Organism: Suillus paluster
Lineage: Eukaryota; Fungi; Basidiomycota; Agaricomycetes; Boletales; Suillaceae
Exons: 5
Coding region: 87-596 (169 amino acids)
Source: RefSeq, a predicted model, not a curated record